CCGGAGGCGGCGCUCGGCGCUUCCCAUUCAUUGUCUUGACAGCAGCCUCGCGCCGCCGCCGCUCGCGCCUCCUCCGCCGCAGGAUGAGCCGGCAGGUGGUCCGCUCCAGCAAGUUCCGCCACGUGUUUGGACAGCCAGCCAAGGCGGAUCAGUGCUACGAGGACGUUCGUGUCUCACAGACCACCUGGGACAGUGGCUUCUGUGCUGUCAACCCCAAGUUCGUGGCCCUGAUCUGCGAGGCCAGUGGGGGUGGGGCCUUCCUGGUGCUGCCCCUGAGCAAGACUGGACGAGUGGACAAAAAUGUGCCUAUGGUCUGUGGCCACACGGCCCCCGUGCUGGACAUCAGCUGGUGCCCACACAAUGACAACGUCAUUGCCAGUGGCUCUGAGGACUGCACGGUCAUGGUGUGGGAGAUCCCUGACGGGGGUCUGGUGGUGCCUCUGAGGGAGCCCAUCGUCACCUUGGAGGGCCACACUAAGCGCGUUGGCAUUGUGGCCUGGCACCCCACGGCCCAGAAUGUACUGCUCAGUGCAGGGUGUGACAGCGUGAUCCUGGUGUGGGAUGUGAGCACCGGGACAGCCAUGCUGACACUGGGCCCGGACGUGCACCCAGACACCAUCUACAGCGUGGACUGGAGCCGCGAUGGUGGCCUUAUCUGCACUUCCUGCCGCGACAAGCAUGUGCGCAUCAUCGAGCCCCGAAAAGGCACAAUCAUGGCUGAGAAGAGUCGUCCCCAUGAGGGGACCCGGCCAGUGCAUGCCGUGUUUGUAUCGGAAGGAAAGAUCCUGACCACAGGCUUCAGCCGAAUGAGUGAGCGGCAGGUGGCGCUGUGGGACACAAAGCACCUGGAGGAGCCUCUGUCCCUGCAGGAGCUGGACACGAGCAGCGGAGUCCUGCUGCCUUUCUUUGACCCUGACACCAAUAUUGUCUACCUCUGCGGCAAGGGUGACAGCUCUAUCCGGUACUUUGAGAUCACCUCUGAGGCCCCGUUCCUGCACUAUCUCUCCAUGUUCAGUUCCAAGGAGUCCCAGCGUGGCAUGGGCUACAUGCCCAAACGUGGCCUGGAAGUGAACAAGUGUGAGAUUGCCAGAUUCUACAAGCUACAUGAGCGGAAGUGUGAGCCCAUUGCCAUGACAGUGCCUAGAAAGUCGGACCUGUUCCAGGAGGACCUGUACCCGCCCACAGCAGGCCCCGACCCUGCCCUCACGGCUGAGGAGUGGAUGGGCGGCCGGGAUGCCGGGCCUCUCCUCAUCUCCCUCAAGGACGGCUAUGUACCCCCAAAGAGCCGGGAGCUGCGAGUCAACCGGGGCCUGGAGAGCUCUCGCAGGAAGGCAGCACCAGAAGCUGGUGGCACCCCGAGCGUGGACGCCAUGUCCCGGAUGGAGGAGGAGAUGAGGAAGCUGCAAGCCACAGUCCAGGAGCUACAGAAGCGCUUGGACAGGCUGGAGGAGGCGCUUGAGGCCAAAUAGAUAAUGCCAUGGCUUUCAGCUGGGGCCAGCCACUCACACCCACUCAAGUCAGGGCGGCAUGGCAGAUAAGAAAAGGCAAUAAUAAUAAAAUGGCUUUAUUUUCUGAUA
This is a messenger RNA of Heterocephalus glaber (naked mole-rat), 1577 nucleotides long. It is a transcript of the gene Coro1a, whose product is annotated as coronin 1A. Gene Ontology annotation, biological process: actin filament organization; cell migration. The record is from RefSeq and is a predicted model, not a curated record. NCBI's taxonomy places the organism in Eukaryota, Metazoa, Chordata, Mammalia, Rodentia, Bathyergidae. Gene Ontology annotation, molecular function: actin filament binding.